Messenger RNA from Staurois parvus, 513 nucleotides. The record is from the annotation of a GenBank genome assembly. Lineage: Eukaryota; Metazoa; Chordata; Amphibia; Anura; Ranidae.
GGCGGGCGCCGGACCCCCAGGUGGAGCGACAGGUCUCGGGCCCUCAGGCGGAGCGGCGGGCGCCGGACCCCCAGGCGGAGCGACAGGUCUCGGGCCCUCAGGCGGAGCGGCGGGCGCCGGACCCCCAGGAGGAGCGACAGGUCUCGGGCCCUCAGGCGGAGCGGCGGGCGCCGGACCCCCAGGCGGAGCGGCGGGCACCGAGACACCAGGCACGAUCUGGCAAGGAGAGUGGGCUCCGAGUCAACUGGUAUGACCGCAGGCACUGGGUCAGACAUUGGAUGGUCUGGCUGGACAGCGGGCAUCGGGUCACCAGGCAUCAGGUCAUUUGGCUCGACAGCGGGCACCGCGUCAUCUGGCAAGGCAGUGGGCUCCGAGUCAACUGGUAUGACCGCGGGCACUGGGUCAGACAUUGGAUCGUCUGACCGGACAGCGGGCAUCGGGUCACCAGGCAUCAAGUCAUUUGGCUCGACAGCGAGCACCGCGUCAUCUGGCAAGGCAGUGGGCUCCGAGUCA